AAGAGGGCGUCUUACGAUUCGAGGGGCAGAUGUAAAGGAGAUGCAGAGAUAGCUGACCUUCACAACAAGGGCAAUCGCUCUUUGCUAGCUUUUUUAAGUACAGAAAGGUGAAAGAUGAAGUCGGUUACGGUAGCUACUACUCCCUACGACGAUCAGAAGCCGGGAACGAGCGGUUUAAGGAAAAAAGUCAAUGUAUUUAAAAAACAGAACUACACGGAGAAUUUCGUGCAGGCUACACUUUCUGCUAUGGGAGAUAAAUUAACUGGAUGUACUCUAGUUGUUGGAGGAGACGGUAGAUACUAUGUAAAAGAAGCUGUAGAUUUGAUUGUCAAGAUUUCUGCCGCCAAUAGGGUUAAAAGGCUUAUAAUAGGUCAAAAUGGCAUUCUUUCUACUCCAGCAACAUCUUGUAUAAUUAGAAAGAGAAAUGCUGAUGGUGGAAUAAUCCUUACUGCAAGCCAUAAUCCGGGAGGUCCUGAUGCUGACUUUGGAAUUAAAUUUAACAUUGACAAUGGAGGACCUGCACCUACUGGUGUAACUUCUAAAAUAUUUGAAAUAAGCAAAGAAAUCAAGGAAUAUAAAAUUUGCCCAGAAUUAAAAGUUGAUAUAACUAAACUAAGUGAAGAAAACUUUGAAGUGGAUGGCUCUACUUUUACAGUUGAGGUUGUAGACUCUGUUCAGGAUUAUCUUAAUUUAAUGAAAGAAAUUUUUGAUUUUCCAAAAAUUAAAGAAUAUUUAGCUUCAGGCUGUGGUGGGAAACCAUUUCCUAUACUCAUAAAUUCAUUAAAUGGAGUAAUGGGACCUUAUGCAAAAAGAGUGUUUUGUGAUGAAUUGGGUGCUCCCGAGAGCAGUGUUGUUAAUUGUAUUCCAUUAGAAGAUUUUGGAGGGCGACAUCCUGAUCCUAAUUUAACUUAUGCAAAAGAUUUGGUAGAUGCCAUGGCAACUGGUGAUUAUUGUUUUGGUGCAGCAUUUGAUGGUGAUGGAGAUCGCAACAUGAUUUUAGGUCACAAGGCAUUUUUUGUAACUCCAUCAGAUUCUCUAGCAGUACUUUCUGCUAAUUUGGAUUGCAUUCCAUAUUUUCAAAAGUCAGGUGUGAAAGGAUAUGCUCGUAGUAUGCCAACAGCUGGAGCAGUUGACAAAGUUGCUGCAAAAACAGGAAAAGAAUGCUUUGAAACACCCACAGGAUGGAAAUUUUUUGGUAAUUUACUUGAUGCAGGAAAAAUUUCAAUUUGUGGAGAAGAAAGUUUUGGGACUGGUUCUGAUCACAUCAGAGAAAAAGAUGGUUGUUGGGCUGCUCUUGCUUGGUUAUCAGUUCUAGCAGAUCGAAAACAAAGUGUGGAACAAAUGUGUAGUGAUCAUUGGUCAAAAUAUGGAAGAACGUUUUUUACAAGAUAUGACUAUGAAGAUUGUGAAACAGAACCAAGCAACAAAAUGAUCAGUAUGCUUCAAGAAUAUGUGAAAGAUGGAAGCUUGAAUGGGAAAACUUUUACUGAAGAGGGAAAAUCUUACACUGUUCAAAAAGUAGACGAUUUUGAGUAUAAAGAUCCAAUAGAUGGGUCAGUGACUAAAAACCAGGGUAUAAGAAUUAUAUUCACAGAUGGAUCUAGAAUUGUAUUUCGUCUCAGUGGUACAGGUAGCAGUGGUGCUACUAUUCGUAUGUACGUAGAUUCACAUGAAUCUGAUUUAACUAAACACAAGUUAAGUGCUCAGGAAUUACUGAAACCACUUAUAAAAAUAGCUCUUAGCAUAUCAAAAUUACAAGAAUUAACAGGAAGAACAGGCCCUACAGUUAUUACAUAAUAAAUACUUCUGUAGACAAUUAAAAAUGCGAUAAAAAAUUUUAUUGGUUUGUGCCAUAAAAUCCCCCCUAAAAAGUUGAUUUUAGAAGGCAUGUUUAAAUGUUAAAUUUAUAAUAAUUUAUAUAAAAAAAUUUUAUAUAAUAUAAUAAUAAAAAAAUAAAAAAAAAUAGAAGUAUGUUAAAAAAAUUGUAAUAUACUGAUUGUUAAAAUGAAACCAUAAAAUCUAUAAAUUGUUAUAGUCAAGAUUUAAAUAAUUAUGUAAGAUAAAAAUUUUUUCAAUAUGUAUAUAUAUUUUACUUUGCAAGUGUUAAGCAUAGUAGUAUUAAAACCUUGUAAAUAAUGACCAUUAAAAUUUAAUGGUCUAAAUUUAAAACUGCCAUUACAAUUACACCUAUCUAAAAGAUAUACAACCAGCAGCUACUGCCCAGUGAAUGUUUUAUUGCAAAAUCAAAAAAAUAUAAAUCCUUUAACCUAAUAGACUUUAAUUUAAAAAUUGUAAAUUCAUGAUUUUUUCCCCCCUCUUUUGUUUAAUUAUAGUAAGAUGUACUGUAAACAAUGGGCAAGUGUGAAUUUUGAAAUUCUUAUUGCUGUAACACAAAUGCUUGUUAUUAAAACCAUUUUGAAUUAGUC
Messenger RNA from Centruroides sculpturatus (bark scorpion), 2426 nucleotides. RefSeq names its product phosphoglucomutase-1-like (gene Pgm1). The record is from RefSeq and is a predicted model, not a curated record. Gene Ontology annotation, cellular component: cytosol. Bases 115 to 1797 code for a protein of 560 amino acids. Gene Ontology annotation, biological process: carbohydrate metabolic process. NCBI's taxonomy places the organism in Eukaryota, Metazoa, Arthropoda, Arachnida, Scorpiones, Buthidae. Gene Ontology annotation, molecular function: phosphoglucomutase activity; magnesium ion binding. The transcript is spliced from 10 exons.